UGGGGGGCAAGCUGGGAAAUGGAUCACAGCAGCCCAGCAAGACCUCUAGGCAAGUGGUGCAGGAUCCUUGGGAACAGGGUGCUUCCAGAUGCUCAGCCAGAGUUUCUGGAAGUUCUGCCCACUAAGGUGAUGUCUAGAUUCCACCAUGUUCCUCUUUGCCCAUAAGACCAAGACUCCUUUAAGUACCUAUGCUGAUUCCUAUAGACACCCAGCUACCAUCAAGCAGGAUUAUAAGGACCCCCCGCUGUGGGCGUGGGAAGAGAACAAGUUUAUAACCAAGGGCCUCAGAAAACCAAUGGUGGAGUGCCAUGUCGAUCAGCAAUCUUUGGAAAAAGUGGUGAAGAAUGCUGUAGAGGAUUAUACCCACAAGCCUCCUGUGACUGGAAAGCCCUAUUUACCACAAAAGUAUUGGAUUCCUGAAGCUGAAGCAGAGAAAUACAAACCAAACUUUAUUAGUGGAGACAGGUAUGCAACGGGGAAGACAGGACCAUACAAUGCAGGUUGGAACAAAUAUCCUACCUGCCUUCCAAGACUUCCAAAGGAAAGUGGGAUGGAACCAGUGACUCCUGGAACCCCUGUGGAUGGUCCCCCUAAAUCUGAGCACUUCAACAAUUAUGAGCGAGAGGUGAUGGUCAACAUGCUGAAUUCGCUGACCAGGAAGCAGCUGCCGUCCAUCCAGCCAAGGUACAUCGUACCUGGCCGUUUGCCAUUCCAGGGAUAUGACAGCCCCUGCACAGGCCGCCAUUACUGCCUUCGAGGCAUGGAGCUCUAUGUCACAGAGGCGCCCAUCAAGGAGUGCCAUCUGACCCAACUGACUGAAUAUAAGGAGUAUACCACCCCUCAACCACAGGCCCGGAAUGAAAUGCAUGAUUUCAAACCUCCCUCCGCGACUGUAUGACUUUGCAAAUGUUAAGUGGAACAGCAGUCACUUCAAGUUUAUCGGAGGACCCCAGAGAAAUCAUUUUGUCAUCCAUCCUGAGUUUAUGUCAGAAAACUGCUCUGUCUACCGCUCUUGCCAAGCUAUGAUCAGGGCUAAAGAUGAGGUGGUUAAAUAAACCAAAUUCCAUCCCCCCA
Antechinus flavipes (yellow-footed antechinus) is the source of this 1074-nucleotide messenger RNA. RefSeq names its product chromosome 1 C9orf24 homolog (gene SPMIP6). Lineage: Eukaryota; Metazoa; Chordata; Mammalia; Dasyuromorphia; Dasyuridae. The record is from RefSeq and is a predicted model, not a curated record. Gene Ontology annotation, cellular component: perinuclear region of cytoplasm; manchette. Bases 146 to 898 code for a protein of 250 amino acids. The transcript has 7 exons. Gene Ontology annotation, molecular function: alpha-tubulin binding.